Molecule: messenger RNA, 2493 nt
Organism: Cloeon dipterum
Lineage: Eukaryota; Metazoa; Arthropoda; Insecta; Ephemeroptera; Baetidae
Product: peroxidase-like
Exons: 14
Coding region: 146-2347 (733 amino acids)
Biological process (GO): response to oxidative stress
Molecular function (GO): heme binding; peroxidase activity
Source: RefSeq, a predicted model, not a curated record
AUAAAAAGCGGUUCCGAUUCCGAAUCGGCCGCCACUCUUCACUCAACCACCGACUUCAUAAAUCCCGACGCAGCUUGGUUGUUGAACAUUCGAAGCGAACGUGAAACGCGCUCUUGUCAUCUUGUUUAUUGGCAGAGAAGUCAAGAUGAAAUUACUUCUACUGUCAGUUAUUUUAUUUGCCGUUCCAUCGCAACAACAAGAGGAUGGCAAAAAACCUGAGUCGGUCGAUCCAAACAUUGUCGUUUCUUCAGUUCAAGUCAGCACGCCAGUUCUAUUUGUCAGGAAGAAAGAUCCAGCUGCAGCAGCCAGCGACAGCAAGAAAGGUGACGAACCAACCAGGUCCGCUAGGGCCAUUGAUGAUCAAUUCCUCGCGCCUUCUAAUGAGUUCCAAGGGUAUCUUAGCCCCCAGGAGUUCAUCCGUGGUCUGCCUGUGCUGAACCACGACCAAGCUGAUAUUGGCCAAACUCCUUUCAAGCCCGACUACUUUUAUGCAGGACUUUUAUCUCUGGCGCCCACCACCAACACUCGUCCAGUUUGCCAAUUGACGCCUGCACCCUGUGACCCGAACUCUCGAUACCGUACCUACGACGGCUCGUGCAACAAUCUGCGAAAUCCAACUUGGGGAAUGACUGGCUCGGCGUUCACUAGACUGCUGCCACCAAAAUAUGCCGAUGGAAUUUCUGUGCCAGUUGAAGAAGGACUGCCUUUGGCUCGCGUGCUCAGUUUCAAUCUGUUCCCUGACGUGAACCUCGUCGACCCUGUUUGGACCCUUAUUGCGAUGCAGUGGUCUCAGGUCAUGACACACGACAUGUCCAUGGCUGCGGGCUCCAGACAGCACAAGCCUAAGCCGAUUGAGUGUUGCGCUUCUGAUGGACACGACCUUGCCCGAAACUGGGCCGAGAAGGCUGGCUGCUAUCCUAUUAGGAUCCCCGCUGAUGACCCCUUUUAUGCUCAGCAUAAUCAACGGUGCAUGGACUUUAUGCGUUCAAGCAAUGAUAUCGCGACCGGUUGCAAUACGUUUGGACCAGCCAAUCAGAUGACCGCAGUCUCAAGCUACUUGGAUCUCUCCCUUGUGUACGGCACCGACACUGACACUGCCAAUUCCCUCCGCGAGUUCCGUAACGGGCGUCUGAUAUCGCAAACUCGAAACAGCCGCAUGUGGCUGCCUGAGAGCAACAAUCGUUCAGCGGACUGUGAAAAUGUUGAAGCGAAUGAGCCUUGCUAUCGAUCAGGGGACGUGCGUGUUAACCAAAAUCCCGGUCAAGCCCUGGUGCAGACUCUGCUGUUGCGAGAACAUAAUCGCCUGGCAGCAGCCUUGCAGCAACUGAAUCCGUCCUGGAACGAUGAAACUAUUUUCCAGGAGGCUAGAAGAAUUGCGGUGGCUGAAUUCCAGCACAUUUCCUAUUACGAAUGGCUGCCGAUUCUCCUCGGAUACCAGAACACCGUGCAGCUUGGUCUUAUUCAAGAAGCCACUGGCUACAGCCACGACUAUGACGAGCAAGUGGACGCGACAGCCAUCAACGAUCACGCGGCUGGAGCAUUCAGACAUCUCCACACACUCAUCACCGGUGAAAUACUAGAGGUUGACCCGCUCCGCAGAGCUGUGGACGCGAUUAGGUUGAGCGACUACUUUAACCGACCAGUGAUCAUUGAAAGGGGCACCAACUUGGACCACUUUGUCCGAGGUCUCGCGACUCAGCCCCAACACGCACCUGAUCGUUUCUUCACCUCAGAGAUCACGAAAUUCAUGUUCCGCGCCAACAAGUCUUUUGGACUAGAUCUCCGCAGUAUUGAUAUUCAGAGAGGCAGAGAUCACGGACUACCAAGCUACAAUGAAUACAGAGCCCUUUGUGGUCUUCCCAAGGCCCACGAAUUUGCUGACUUUUCUGACGUCAUGGAUCCAGAGUCUGCCAACGCACUUGCUCACUUGUACAAUUCUCCUGACGACGUGGACAUGCUGGUCGGAGGUGGUUUGGAGCACAACUUGCCCGGCGCUCUAUCAGGCCACACGUUCACAUGCAUUAUGGCUGAACAGUUCCGGCGCACCAGACGAGGCGACAGAUUUUGGUUCGAAUUUGAAGGACAGCCUUCAUCGUUUACCCCAGAACAACUUGGUGAGAUCCGCAAGUCAAGUCUCGCUCGCUUCUUCUGUGAUAAUGCCGAUCAGGUCACUGAAAUGCAACACUAUGCGUUCAAGAAACCCUCAAAAACCAAUCCGGUUAUUCCUUGCGACGAGCUACCGUUUGUAGACUUACGCUAUUGGCAGGAAGAGCAGCCAAUCAUUCCGACAAAACCUGAUGCGUAUGGGUAUUUCAAUCAUUUGCAGGGUUUCUUUGGGAAAAAAUGAUUAUUUUUUGCUAAUUUUCAUCAAGCUCUAAUCAUCGCCAUAAUAACAAAUCGUAUUUAAAAAUUCAUUUUCAUCAUCAACAUUAUCAUCUGCGUGCUGAAAUCGUAGGAAUAAAAAUGAAUGAAUGAAAUAAAAUCUAACUCAAA